Messenger RNA from Staurois parvus, 258 nucleotides. Lineage: Eukaryota; Metazoa; Chordata; Amphibia; Anura; Ranidae. The record is from the annotation of a GenBank genome assembly.
CACAACCCCUGGGCACUGACUGGUGGCACUGACUGGCAGCACUGCUGGGCUGCACUGGUGGGUGGCACUGGUGGGCAGCACUGGUGGGUGGGCACAGGUGGGUGGGCACAGGUGGGUGGCACUGGUGGGCACAGGUGGGUGGGCACAGGUGGGUGGCACUUCUGGGCACAGGUAGAGUGGCACAGGUGGGUGCACUGCUGGGCACAGGUGGGUGCACUGCUGGGCACAGGUGGGUGAUCUGCUGGGCACAGGUGGGCG